Molecule: messenger RNA, 1002 nt
Organism: Papaver somniferum (opium poppy)
Lineage: Eukaryota; Viridiplantae; Streptophyta; Magnoliopsida; Ranunculales; Papaveraceae
Exons: 1
Coding region: 1-1002 (333 amino acids)
Source: RefSeq, a predicted model, not a curated record
AUGGAUUGUCCUCGUAAGUCUAAAGAGUAUAUACAAGGAGUAAGGUCAUUUAUAGAGUUUGUCAAGAAUAAUGGUGGUCAGAGUACUAUGUUUUCAUGUCCUUGUAAACGCUGUAACAACGGUAAAGGCUCACUGCCACUUGGUGAGAUUUCGUACCAUUUGUUAAAACAUGGGAUUGUAUCAUCAUAUAAAAUGUGGCGUUUUCAUGGUGAAAGUUCUGUGGUUGAAGCGCAGCAAGCACAUAGGGGUAAUAAUUUAAUAGAAGGUGUAGAUGCCAACGUAGGAGAUGUAGCUGAAAAUUUUGAACAUGUAGUUGAUCCUUCAGCGGACCCUGUUGUCGGCCCUUCAGUUAAUGCUGCAAUAGAAGGUGCAAAUCAGAAUGUUGGAGAAGGUGUAGAUGUGAAUGUUGGAUAUAGAGUUGAUGAGAAUGCUGGAACUAGCAGGAGUAAGAGAAGACAAUUUCUACAUGAGCGUGCAAGACAACCUUUGUACAAUAUAUGUCCUGAAGAAAAAACAGCCCUUUACGUUGCUAUGAUGCUGACUAACAUAAAGACCCAAUAUGGAAUCUCAGACAACGGUGCUACUGCAGUCUUGGAAUUGAUGAAAGAGUUGCUCCCUGAAGGAAAUACUUUGCCGUGUAAGUUUGCUGAAGUUAAAAAGAUGAUUCAAGAACUAGGGAUGGAUUAUAUAACAUAUGAUGCGUGUGUAAAUGACUGUGUCUUGUAUUGGAAGGAUAAAAGUCUAUUGUUGAAGUGUCCUGUUUGUGAAGAACCUAGAUAUAUAAAAGUUUUCAAUGAUGAGAGAAAACUGACCCGAGUUGCGCAAAAGACUUUAAAGCAUUUUCCAAUUGUUGAAAGGCUGAGAAGGUUUUAUAGUAUUUCAUGGAUAGCAGAGGCAAUGUAUUGGCAUUCUAAAGCACAGUCAGAUAUGAAUGUGAUGCGACAUCCAGUUGAUUCUGCAGCUUGGCGGUGUGCGGAUAAAUUUUCCUCCAGAGUUCGAUAA